Molecule: messenger RNA, 2232 nt
Organism: Balaenoptera ricei (Rice's whale)
Lineage: Eukaryota; Metazoa; Chordata; Mammalia; Artiodactyla; Balaenopteridae
Gene: ELOVL4
Product: ELOVL fatty acid elongase 4
Exons: 6
Coding region: 365-1309 (314 amino acids)
Biological process (GO): sphingolipid biosynthetic process; fatty acid elongation, monounsaturated fatty acid; very long-chain fatty acid biosynthetic process
Cellular component (GO): endoplasmic reticulum membrane; endoplasmic reticulum
Molecular function (GO): fatty acid elongase activity
Source: RefSeq, a predicted model, not a curated record
GGCGGCGGCGCGCGGCGGCAGACGGGUGCAGCACCCGGCGCUCAGGGCAGCAUCUCCUCCUCCUCCUCCUCCUUUUCCUCCUCCUCCUUUUCCUCCUCCUCCUUUUCCUCCUCCUCCUCCUCCUCCACCUCCUACUCCUUCUCCUCCCGGGAGCUUUGACGGUACCUUCUCCUCCGCCCGGCUCGUCGCCGCCGCCGCCGCCGCCGCCGCGGCGCCCAGACGAAGGGGAGAAGACGCAGCUGGGCCGCCGCCGUUAGAGGGGUCCCCUGCUGCCGCUCGCUCGGUCCGCCGUCGCCUCGGAGGUCGGUCCUCCCGCGGGGUCUCCGCUUCCUCCUCCCAACGCCGGCGCCCGCUCACCGCCGCGAUGGGGCUCCUGGACUCGGAGCCGGGCAGCGUCCUGAACGUGGUGUCCACGGCGCUCAACGACACCGUGGAGUUCUACCGCUGGACCUUGUCCAUCACAGAUAAACGUGUGGAAAAUUGGCCUCUGAUGCAGUCCCCAUUGCCUACGCUUUGUAUAAGUACCCUUUACCUCCUGUUCGUGUGGCUGGGUCCAAAAUGGAUGAAGGACCGAGAACCUUUCCAGAUGCGUUUAGCGCUCAUUAUGUAUAAUUUCGGGAUGGUUUUGCUCAACCUUUUUAUCUUCAGAGAGUUACUCAUGGGAUCAUAUAAUGCAGGAUAUAGCUAUAUUUGCCAGAGUGUGGAUUAUUCGGAUAACGUUCACGAAGUCAGGAUAGCUGCCGCUCUGUGGUGGUACUUUAUUUCUAAAGGCAUUGAGUAUUUGGACACAGUGUUUUUUAUCCUGAGGAAGAAGAACAACCAAGUCUCCUUCCUUCACGUAUAUCAUCACUGUACAAUGUUUACAUUGUGGUGGAUUGGAAUUAAGUGGGUCGCAGGGGGACAGGCAUUUUUCGGAGCCCAGCUGAAUUCCUUCAUCCAUGUGAUUAUGUACUCAUACUACGGGUUAACUGCCUUUGGCCCAUGGAUUCAGAAGUAUCUUUGGUGGAAACAAUACCUGACCAUGCUGCAGCUGGUUCAGUUCCACGUGACCAUUGGGCACACAGCGCUGUCCCUUUACACCGAUUGCCCCUUCCCCAAAUGGAUGCACUGGGCUCUCAUUGCCUACGCGGUCAGCUUCAUAUGCCUCUUCCUCAACUUCUACGUUCGGACGUACCAAGAGCCUGAGAAGGCAAGAACUGGAAAAACAGCUGCCAACGGUGUUUCAGCAAACGGUGUGAACAAAUCAGAAAGCCACCCAGUGGUAGACAAUGGAAAAAAGCAGAAAAAUGGAAAAGCAAAAGGAGAGUAAAGUGAACCGGGCCUCACCUGGUGUCGACAGCGAGGAAGCUCUCUCUUCAUAAAAGAUUUCAGGGAAACCAGAAGUAAAUGAGGGUUUGGGGAUGGGGAGAAAAAGACAAACGCGCUCUAUGUAUUAGUAACCUUUAGAUUGAGUAAAGUGUUAAAUACAACACCCGGAUGUUUUAUUUAUGAAGUUUUUAUUUCAAACACUUUUUUUUUUAUUAGCCUUGAUGUUGUCAGACCAAAGCAAUCAUCACGUGACUUUGGAGGCCCCUCCCCCCUGUUCAUAUUCGUGUGUACAUUGUAUGAGAGUUUUCAUGUCUCUUCAUUCUUCAGACUGAUAAUCACAAAAACAUGGUCUUUAUGCAUUUUUUUUUUUUUUUUGGCUGAAUUGCUCCUUACCUACUGAUGAAAAUCAGUUACCUUCCAUCUUCUGGUCCCAAACUGGAAAUGCAGAUACUUUAAAACGUGCACAUUUGAAUUCAUUUUGCUGACUGGAGUGGUCAAAUCUCUCCACCUCUAGUCUGAAGAUACCCUUUUGGUUGGAAUUAAAUUUUUAAAAUCUGAUGAUCUCUGUAGACUCUUAGAGGCUUGAUGUUGAUGGUGUUGGUGAAAAUAAGAAUUACAGUAAACUCCUGCCCGGCGAGUCAAAGGUCACCGUGACCUGCAGCACAAAUCACUGUGGGAAACAAUUUUUGUGAUGAAAAGGCAGCCUUUCAAUACUCCUGUUACUACCAGAUAUAUAUUAUAAAAAUUAAGAUUAUUGUCUGGAACAUGAAACAACUCAUGUCUCUAUUAGUAACAUCAUAAAGUACUUAUAUUUAUGUGCUGUUAGAAGAGGGUAUGUUGAUUUUUAUCAGGCUUUCCUUGUUUUGAUUUGUGGCUGUUACUGAUUUUUCAUAUGUGGAAAUAUACCUACCUCUUCUGUUGGAA